UCCUACUAGUAUAUAUACCCGGAACAGAGGUUGUCAUCGGCAUCGUUCUCUUUGUCUCAGAGAAGCAACAUCUCCAGGCGGAACUAGGCGGAAGGAAAAAGAUGCGUUUCAUCGUUUACAUCGCUGUCCUCGUGCUCACGGCUGCUGUCGCCCUUGCUGGCUACCACGGUCACGGAGGCUACGGAGGCUACGGCGGACACGGUGGUGGCCACGGUCACGGAGGCUACGGAGGUUACGGCGGACACGGCGGUGGCCACGGCGGAUACGGAGGCCAUGGAGGGUACGGAGGCCAUGGACACGGAGGAUACGGCGGCUACGGGAGGCGGUGAUUGAUGCCCGGACCACGAUUCGUAGACCGGGCCUCUUGAGUGCAAUGUUACAAUAAAUUAUUACCUGCGUAUCAGGUGACAGGA
Molecule: messenger RNA, 413 nt
Organism: Dermacentor andersoni
Lineage: Eukaryota; Metazoa; Arthropoda; Arachnida; Ixodida; Ixodidae
Source: RefSeq, a predicted model, not a curated record